Molecule: messenger RNA, 1535 nt
Organism: Lytechinus variegatus (green sea urchin)
Lineage: Eukaryota; Metazoa; Echinodermata; Echinoidea; Temnopleuroida; Toxopneustidae
Product: phosphatidylinositol glycan anchor biosynthesis class U protein-like
Exons: 11
Coding region: 27-1355 (442 amino acids)
Biological process (GO): protein localization to cell surface; attachment of GPI anchor to protein
Cellular component (GO): membrane; GPI-anchor transamidase complex
Source: RefSeq, a predicted model, not a curated record
AUGGCGACAAACAGAAUGCUGAUAAAAUGGCAGCCCCCAUGAUUUUUGUUUCUCUGAUUGGAGUGACUGUGAGAUCUGUAUUGUUUUACUCAUUUGUAUCAAGCUGGCUGACCGAUCGAGUUGAAAUUUCUACACCUCUUACAUCAUGGAAAUCGAUGGUGGAAGGUGUGACUUUACUGGAGUGGGGUAUUUCACCGUAUGCAGGAGACAUAUUCCAUGAAACCCCGCUGUUGCUGUACACCUUCUACUCUGUUCAUGCUGUUUGUCCCACCCUGGUGCCUGUUAUAUUUGUCAUGUUGGAUCUGAUAACGGCCUUGGUACUGCGGAAGGUUGCCACCAGGACAAUGAAAUACUUGUACAAUCAACAGAAACAGAAGGAAAAGAAUUAUGCUUCAGGAGUUAGUCCCCUUCUCAUUGUUUCUUCGGAUCUCAUUUCUAUUCCUGACUUGGUUAUGACAAUUUACUUGUUUUGUCCAUAUACCAUCGUUACCUGCGUUGCUCAGUGCACCAUUGUAUUCACCAAUCUCGCCAUUGCUGCAACGUUUCUCUUCACAUUACAAGGAAACGCAGUUGCAGCAACUUUAUGCCUUGCUUUUGCCUCAUAUCAGUCACUCUAUCCAGUCACAUUAAUCAUUCCAGUUGCAAUGCACAUAGCCAUAAUAAAAUUACAGGCAUCUAAGGACAAGACAAUCAGUUACCAGAGACCAGAGGCUGUUCAUUCUAUUCUAUUAACAACAACCAUCUUUGUUUUUUGGCUAGCUUGUUUCCUUGGUCUCUCGUUCCUCAUGCUUGAUUCAUGGAGCUUUCUCAGGUCUUCUUAUGGCUUCAUAUUAGCAGUGCCCGAUCUUAAGCCCAACAUGGGUCUCUUCUGGUAUUUCUUCACUGAAAUGUUUGAACACUUCAGGACAUUUUUUCUCUGGGUAUUUCAAAUCAAUGUCUUCAUCUACAUAGCUCCCUUGGCAAUCAAAAUGAGAGAGCAUCCGUUGUUCGUAAUGCUGGUUCAGUGUAUAGUGAUCACAAUCUUCAAGUCUUAUCCGUCCGUUGGAGAUACUACCGUAUACCUUUCCCUGUUACCAGUCUGGUCUCAUACAUUCCAUUAUUUUCGUAACACCCUUGUGGUCGGGGUGAUGAUGCUACUUGCUUCGGUCUUGUGUCCAGUCAUCUGGCACCUGUGGAUCUAUGCAGGCAGUGCUAAUGCUAACUUCUUCUUUGCUUUUACACUCAUCUACAAUACAGCACAGAUAUUCCUUGUGACGGAUCUGGUCUUUGCUUUUCUGCGUCGUGAGUUUGCCCUCAAACAUGGGAUGGAGCCGCUAGACGAAGAUGGCAACAAGAGGUCCGUUCGGCUACAGUAACAGAUGAUUUGUACCACAUCCAAACUAUGGUUUCCUUGGUCAAAAAAUUCACAAGGAAUGUGAUUAUAUGACUGCUUUAACAGGCACUGUAAAACAGGAGGCGUUCUGGUGGGUGUUUCAUAAAGCUGUUCGUAAAGUUACAAACAACUUUACGCACGACUGGAACCUGUUCUUAGGUCA